Paramisgurnus dabryanus is the source of this 5509-nucleotide messenger RNA. It is a transcript of the gene sgcd, whose product is annotated as sarcoglycan, delta (dystrophin-associated glycoprotein). Lineage: Eukaryota; Metazoa; Chordata; Actinopteri; Cypriniformes; Cobitidae. Gene Ontology annotation, biological process: cardiac muscle tissue development; heart contraction. Gene Ontology annotation, cellular component: sarcoglycan complex; sarcolemma. The record is from RefSeq and is a predicted model, not a curated record.
GCAUCACAACGAUGUGGGGGAAGAGAGAUGUUGCCGCUCGUGGAAAAAGAACAAUGUUGAAGCAACUCUCUCUUUAUCUUAAGCGCAUGCUUCCAGCCUUGGGAUUACAGACACGUUCCCUCUGGAUUUCCUGCCCACUGAAGGAUGCUCUGUUCUGACGGCGAUCCUGCCGUGCGCACAGUAAGGACUACAGGACUUUUCUCACUGUUUCCAGCUACCUGCCACUGAUCCAGCCAGCCAGGGGAGUCUCGUACAGCCCAUGGAGUCCAGACUCGUGUUAGAUGCUCCACUCCACAUUUAUGCUUGGCUGUAGAGAGAGAAAGGCAAAGAGAUUAGAAACACUGGCAGCCGAUCAGCUCCAUGGUUUUCUGACUUUAUCCAGGCGGUGAUUUUUGGCAUCUGAUAAAGAGAUGACCCAGGAACAGUGUCCACAUAGGAACAAUGUCCAGAGCACCGAAAAGCCACAAGUGUAUAAAGUGGGAAUCUAUGGCUGGCGGAAACGUUGCCUUUACUUUUUUGUUCUCCUGCUCAUGAUCCUCAUCUUGGUCAACCUCGCUCUCACCAUCUGGAUCCUCAAAGUUAUGAACUUUACUAUAGACGGCAUGGGUAAUUUGCGCAUCACUGAAAGAGGCCUGAAACUCGAGGGUGAUUCUGAAUUCCUUAAGCCGCUGUAUGCCAAAGAAAUCCAGUCCAGACCAGGAAGUCCAUUGUUCCUGCAAUCUUCUAAAAAUAUUUCAGUCAACAUCGUCAAUGAGAAGCAGAAGUUAGUAUCUCAGCUUGUUGCAGGUUCUCGAGGAGUUUCCACCAUGGGCAAAAUGCUGGAGGUGAAAUCAAGUACAGGAAAGCUGCUGUUCUCUGCAGACGACCAUGAGGUGGUGGUCGGUGCAGACAGAUUACGAGUUUUGGGAGCGGAGGGGGCCGUGUUCAGCAGCUCAGUGGAGACUCCACAUGUGAGGGCCGAGCCUUUCAAAGAGCUACGACUGGAGUCUCCCACACGUUCACUUUACAUGGAAGCACCUAAGGGUGUGAAGAUUGAAGCUGACGCAGGGGAUUUUCAAGUGACCUGCAGGACCGAUUUACGCCUGGAGUCAAAAGAUGGAGAGAUCAGCUUGGAUGCCAGGAAAAUCAAGCUCCUACGCCUGCCUGAGGGAAAGGCCUCAACCUCUGGAAACAGACAGACUGUGUUUGAGGUGUGUGUCUGUCCCAAUGGAAAACUCUUCUUAUCACAAGCAGGAACUGGCUCUACCUGCCAAAUCCGCAACAACGAAUGCACAUAAAUACACACACGCAAACACACACGCACACACAGAGGAUCCGCUUCUCUUGACGAAUCCAACCAGAACUGAAAACGGAUUUUCUCAAGAUUCAUGACAAUACUGAGUGACGUUUGCUCUAUUGAUAACACAACAUUUGAACCCGAAACUUUUAUGGUGAUCACCGGAAUCCAAUUCAACACCAUUCAGAUCCACGUCUCAUUAAUGUGCCGAUUUUCACUCAGAAUCUAUUUUUGCAGCCAUUCAAUAAAGACUGUGGAUGCUUUAUCUUGUGUACUUUACAUAAAUAUUACAUGUCUCUUCUUUCCUGAAGUCUGUACUAUUUGUAACAGCAUUUCACAUUAGACUAUUAUUCAAGUCUGCAAAAUCACUCCAUCCUACAUCUACUGGCAGGCACUUUUAUUCAAAGGGACUCUUUGAAUUCAAGCUAUAGAUUUUUAUCAUUAAGUGCAUUCUCUGGAAUCGAACCCAUGAUAUCACUACCGCUAUCUGACAACUCCUUUCAAUGGGAAACCUUUCAUGACGGUGAUCACCUGUAUUCAAACUGUGCUCUCAUCGGGCUCGAACCCGUGCACCAACUCUGUUCAAAAAUGAGAACAGCGCCUGUGCCUUAAUUCAAUGCACUCGUGGCAAGAAGCACACCCCAUUGACUUUUCUUUCACACAAGGAGACUUAGAUUCAUUUAAGUUACUUGCCUUUUGCUCCCGCAAAUCUACUUUUUUAAUUACAUGAAUAAUGUUGUGACACCCGAUGACCCCGGUUUGCGAAUAGAUUAACUCAGCCGUUAUGUUGCCGAUAAUCGCUUUUCUUUGGAACGGGGGAGAGCAUUAUCUGUGAUUUAGAUUUAAAGUUUGGUUCUCCCAUUUGUUUUGGGUUGGCACAGAAUGAAGAUAAGUUGAGUUCAGGGAAAACAUUUUCUUUGUGUGUGUGCGCGCGCGCGCGUGUUUUUAAGCCUGAUGAAAACUUUUGUGUUCUGUAUGGUGUUGAAAACUAAAAGCCAGUGACACACAAACCAAAAAGUGAUGCUGUCUUUGUGUCAUGGAAAGAUGACGAGGAAUUUGUCGACAUUGUGUGAGACAUGUAAAGUGAGUUUGAUUGUAAUUGAUUUUACCAUCCGUCUAAUCUAAUAGGAAUAAAAGAAUAAAGUUUAAAAUUAAAGUUUUAUUCCUAUGACUUCAAUUUUGAUCACAACCUCUUUUUUUCUUUCUUCACCACCUUUAUCUCAAUAGAUAUGAGUCACGCUGUAUACGUUAGGGUCCAAAAGUAUAUUGUUGCACUUUUUAAGCUUAAUCAAUUUGCAAUUACUAUUAAUUUCAAGUUUUUUACUAGUAAGAAGUUGCAAUAAAUGAUAAAAAAAAUGAAUCAUUUAAGCUAAUUCAACUGUAUUUAUUAUUAUUAUUAUAGCAAUUCCUCACUAGUCAAGAAAGUUUAAAUGAAUUUUCAAUUCUAUUUGACUAAAUGUAAAAGUGCAAAAGGAAUUUUUUGAAGACAUUGAAAAUCUGAUCUGGAAAUCUGGAAAGUUUUACGAUUUGAAUUUAAGUUUCACCACCAUUUUCAAUAUUUUAUUAUGUUGUUACCUCAACUUGAAUGAAUUAAUACAUACCUAUCUUUUUUCAAUGCGUUCAUUGAAUCUUUGUACAGCGCGUUUUGAAUGUGUUAGCAUUUAGCCUAGCCCCAUUCAUUCCUCAGGAUCCAAACAGGGAUGAAUUUAGAAGCCCCCAAACAUUUCAUGUUUUCAAUAUUUAAAGAGUGUUACAUGAGUAGUUACAUGAGUGAUUAUAGUGGCCCAAAAUAAAACGUGGCCAUUUUUAAGCUACCUGUAAGGUGACCAGACGUCCCCGUUUUCCGGGUAGAGUCCCGUUAUUUGGUUUUCUGUCCCCGACUGGAGCUGUCCCCGGAAAUGUCCCCGUUUUACAGCAUGUCCAAAACAACUAGCAAAUACAUUGAAAAACCCCGUUCAACAUGUAGCGUUUGUAGUACCAGACCGGAGCAAUCAUGUUAUAAUUAUUUUCACCAACAGAGGGGGCCGUGAGCUACUGAUUACUUGCGCAUACCACCGAUUUAGCGAUAAGGAAUUUACUACGAGACACGAGAAAGCAAUAUAGUUUUUCUACUAAAAUACAGAAUUUGUGCUUAAAAAAAAAAUCUGCCAACACUUAAUUCAAAAGAACAAAGCUCGAUUUUCUUAGGGGAUUUUGCUUAUCAAGAAAAAGCAUCUUGAUUGAAGAAUUUUUUUGAUAUUUGUACUGAAAACAAGACAAAAAUAUUAUUAAGAAGUAAGUCUUUUUUUUCAGUGAACCCACAACAAUAAAAACUUUCAAAAAAAACUUUUGUCCCAAUUUUUUAUUCAUAGAUAACAACAAAAUAUAUUUUCAUGAUAUUUUGACCAUUUAACUAGGAAAUGUCCCCAGUUUUCAUUUUUAAAAUCUGGUCAACUUUAUUUUUUAAGCAGAUAAAAAAUUUGAAAUAUAUUGUAUGGCGGAAGAGCACUUAGUUUGCAGCACUUUGACCUCGAAAAUAUGGCCGAAAGUUUGAGCGAGAGGGGGAUUACACGUUUUAUUUACUCGUGUGACUACUCAUGUAACAGUCUUUAAAUGGGAAAAACAUGGAAGUGUUUGGUGGCUUCUAAAUUCAUCCCUAUUUGGAGCCAUAGGAUUGAAUGGGGCUCGGCUAAAUGCUAACACAUUCACAACGUGCUGUACAAAGAUUAAAUGCACGCAUUGAAAAAAGAUAUGUAUAUAUUAAUUCAUCUUAGUUGAGGGAAGAACAUAGUAAAGUAUUGAAAAACGGUGGUGUUUUCCUUUCACAAGAUCCAACAAGUGUGAAUGCCCAUCUAAACUCCAUUGUACAAAAGGUCAAAUUCCACACGAAAUGCUUUUUGGAUAACCAAAAAAAUCAAAUGUGAAGCCAAAUAUGAAUAAUUUCAUCUUAAUUUCCCAAUUUAACUCAAAUUGUGUACUCAUCACAAAGUUUCUCUCCCAAAUAUCCUCAAAAGUGGUUUCUUUCGGACCCCACUGUACAGUAUGUUUGCCAAACUAAAGUGAUCCGAGUGACUCAGUGAAGCACUCGUGAAUCAUUUCUCCUGUAUAAUUACAAUAAUUUCACACUCCGAUGGGUAAUAUCCCAUCGAAAGAAGGAAAACUUCCCUUGAUAUAACUAAUGUGAUUCUCACUCUAACUCAUUACCAAUGGCCCACUAAAUUUGAAGCAAUGAGGAAUGACAGCUGUGAUCAUUGCAUUUAAAAGCUAGCGAUUGUUGACAUCCUAUUAACAUACUAAAUGCUGUGGGUAGACAGGGACACUGGGAAAUCUGUAGGGAACGGUGCAGCAUCACAGAAGGGCUUCAUCAUAUUUUUCUCUUUUGAUUUUUCAGGAGAUUUUAACACUUGGUAGCGUGGUGUGUGUGUGAAGUGCUCAAUUAACAUUGUGUAAAACAUCUUGUGCAUGAUUCAAAAAUAUCAGACGCAGUGACGACUUCAUUUUCAUUUAAUGAUGUGAGAUGGCCACAGAGAGCAAAACCAUAUGUAUUAGUUCAUUUUUAUUGUACCUCCCUGUCUUGAACAGAUAGCUCAACUAAAAGCAGGCCUUUCAGAAUGAAGAGUUUUGGUGUUUAAUGUGCCCACUAUUAUUAUUUUGUUUGAUGAACUGAAUUUUUGUGCUAAAUAAACUUUUUCUCUACAGCCAUUUUGAGUGUUCAGAAAAAGAUUUAGCAUUUCAUUUCUUCUCUACAAAGACGUUACUUCUCAAAGAUGUGUAUGUACAAUUUUGGAGCACAAAUGUUUCGUAUAUUUUUUGAUAAUAAAAUACACAUCAGCACAUGUGUAAGUUAGCUUUCAGUGUGUGACAAAUAAACUUGGAUAGAGUCUCAUGUAUACAUUUGUGUAAAUAAAAUGCUCAUUAACAGCUCUAAAUAACUAAAUGCCUUGGGUUUAAACUGAGGCCCAUAUGUUUGGUUUGUCUAGGUUUCUAAAAACGAUGCAGCAUUUUAUUUUGGACUUGCUCAGCCAUAAAUAACUCACAUAUUAAAUGUUUGAUAUAUUUUGUUGAAGACUGGCAACGGAUUGUACAUUUUGUUGUGUAGUUUUUAACUUUUUUUUUUUUUUUUUUUUUUUGAGGUAAUAAUAAUAAUGAAAAUCCUCGCACAUUCUAUGCAAAACAUAUACGGUUGUAGAGAGAAAUUUAUUGAUGCAAAGAAAAAUGUCAGCUGUCUAUAUUAAAUUUAUUAUACUUAAUGUA